UCAUUCUGUCCGCUCGGGCGGACGGGCGCCGGCGGCAAAGGAUGGUUCGCCCGGGGCGCAAAUCCAGACAGGACCGAAUCUGUGUGUUUUUCUGGGGUAGACACUGUUCUGGAGUGAGAGCGUGCAGUGGAACAUGUUACUGUUUUUUGCUGCAUAUUGGAGUAAAGUUACCAAACUCGAUUGUCCUCUCGUUAGCCGAAGCUAACAACACACCUGGAUCCACACCUCCACACGUCUGGAUCCAGGAUUUUUUUGAAAAAAAAAAAACCCAUCUGGAUCCAGGAUCCUGCAUCCAGGAUUUUUUUCUGGAUCCAGACUGCGAUCCGGAUCACCUCCAAAAUCUAAUCGAUUGUUACUUUUGCUCUUCCGGGCAUUCUGUAAAAAACUGGUGAAAAUCCGUCCAUAACUUUUUGAGUUAUGCUGUAAACAGACAGACAGACAGACAGAUGGCCUGGCAGAGGUCUGCGCUCUCCGAGUGCUUUUCUAUUUUUUAAUGUGUUAUCUGGUUAGGCCAUGUAGCCCCAGGUUUGAAGUUGAACUGGAGGAUGCUGGUCUGUAGCUACUGACCCAAGGUCUGUAGCUAGCAAAGCUUCCGAUGUUCGCGCUUUGUCGGCAUCAGUCAAAUUUUUAUAUUUCUCCCCGUGUUUCGUCUGGUAAUGCCGACUCAAAUUGUAGUCCUUAAACACGGCGAUCUGCUCCCUACAAACUAAACACACGGCUUUACCUCCAACUUCAGCAAAUAAAUACUUAGCUGUCCAAUUUUUGUUGAAAAUCCUACAUUCGGUAUAUAACUUUCUUUUUUAGCCUGAGCGGACGUUUUGAGGGCUAAAGUCGUCUUGUGAUAACAUUCAAUCACGUGAUGUACGUAUUACAUCACUAUAAUUUAAAAAAACAAAAAACAACUUCACAGUAAAAGUAGUGCAGCUUUAGUCCAUGAAUGAGGUGAAAUUAGAAAGUAUGUUUAUUGUAACUGCCUCUCAUCAGCAGUUUUAGUUUAUGGCGUGCAGAACUAAUUGCUGCCGUACCUUUGUUUCCGCCACAGAAGCAAACUGAAGAAGAAAGCAGACUAAGAGUAACUAAAGAUUAACAGGUGAACAUAAAAGACAAACCAAGACAAGGACAAGAUAAGACAAAGAGGAAGAUUUAGACCCCCACUAGAGCAAGGCAGCCUACGAGAGAUCUUGCUCAGCAAAUUGAUCCUGGGAGCUGGACUGAGAAGACUGGGGUUGAUAUUGCGAUGGACAUGCCUUUGAUACGGAAGUGGUGGUGUCUUCUUCUGAUGGAGCGUUUCCAAACAGAGGGGUAUGGCAAGAGGUUCGCUUUUUGGACUAACGGAGCCAGAAGCCUGCUCCAAGGAACCCUGAAGUCCGUUUACAGAGUGCCAAGGCGGGGUGCUGUCACCGAGCAGCAGCUGGUUACGGGAGCUCUUAACCCUUUUUUCUUACUUUUCGUUUUUUCUAUUGUAAACAGGCACUUUUUCCUAUUUUUCCUUAAAGUGGGUGAAGCUUUGUGCAAUCGUGCAUAUAGGAAACCCACUUUUAUCACACUUUUAUUCGGAGUUGUGCUGUUUUUUGCACUUUUUGGACUUGCUUCAGGUGAGCCCUCUGGACACAGUGGCGGCCGCUCUGAGGAACAAAGACGCUACACACGUGAGACCCUUCUCGGCCUCCGCAGCUCAUCCUUUCUCUACACGGAGAGGCUGCAGAGGAGGACGGCGAAAGUGCAGGACUUAUUUUCCCUCUAUCAUCAUGGGGAACGUCCUCUCCAUCACCAACAAGGUAGAGGAGCUGGCCACGCUGACGCGGCUGAAGGAGCAUCGUGAGUGUAGCCUCAUGUGUUUCACGGAGACGUGGCUGAAUGGACAUACACCGGACUCUGUGGUUUCCCUGAACGGAUUUACACUCGCGCGCACGGACCGGAACGCGGUGGGAAGCGGCAAAAAGUCUGGGGGAGGACUGGCUGUGUACGUGAAUGAGCGGUGGUGUAACCCAGCAAACGUGCAUGUGAAGGAACAGCUGUGCACGCGGGACUUGGAGAUGCUUAUGGUGGCGCUGCGGCCGUAUUAUCUACCAAGGGAGUUCUCGCACGUGAUUGUGUUUUGCGUAUACAUCCCACCAUCAGCUCAUGCAGGGACAGCGUGUGAAAGACUCCACAGCGCCGUGCCCGAAAACCGUGCCCCUGUACCCCGUGGCAAAAACAUUGAGGCUUCGAGGAGACACCAGGACCAGCUAUUCCCAUCACAGGACACAGAGCUACUACUUCAGGCCUUGACGACUCGCUGUGAGCAGGACGUGGCAGUACUGGACACAGACAUAUUAAUGCAAGCUUUGGCAGAUCACCAGGACCCGCUAUUCCCAUCACAGGACAGGACCCUACAGCACCACCACGAAGUAAGCAUAGAUCUAUUUUCUACAAGCACGCCUGUGAAGUCUGGUGCUGCUGGUGCUGCUACUGUUGGUGCUACUGCUUCUGCUCACGCCGCGGGGAGAGUUGUGCGUGUGGGGGAUCUUCCCACAAUUCCCACAAUAUUGAGAGGUCAUGAGUCUAUUCCUGAUUUUGAUGAUCUGUUAGACAGCACUGGUGAUUACGGACACACAAACUUACUCGAUUUACUGACAUUAUCCCCUAUACACGUUUCAUCUCCUCUCCCUCAUGCUACCCCCUCUAUUGCUGGUGCUCCUGAUGAUCUUGAUGAGAGUGUAAUAUUUGUCGACUCGUAUCAAGCCCAUCCAUCCCCCCCUCCUACCACCAUCCCUCCCCCCUCUGUUACUGCUGCUGCUCCUGCUGAUGUUACUGAUGAUGACAGCAUAGUAUAUGUUGAAUCUUAUCCUGGUCAGGCCUCUACCCCGCCUCCAACCCCUCCUCAAUCCAUCACCCUGCCUCCUUCAGCUGCUGAUGUUGUUGAUGCUGCUGUUGAGGGUGUGUUGAACCUUCCGCUCCAACCCACCACUACCCCACCACCAUCUAUCCCUCCUACACCUUAUAAUUCCCCCACCUCAGCGGCCGUGCUAACACGAGAGGUCAAUCAGCUCAAAAUCAAGCGUCAGAAAACAAGAUACCUCCGGCAGGCUAGGCACAGUAAAAGGAACGAGCGACGAUACAGAGGCAUCAAAAAACAGCUCCAGCUGCUUAAACAGACCGUCGCCACUUUAAUUAAAGCGCAACACAUUACCACAACAUCGAUAAAUAACCUCGUAAACGCAUUGUCUUAAAAAACAAUACGAGUACAUUCCAUCUACACCGAUAUAAUGCCACCACCGAAGAAAUUUUUAAAAACGAAUGAGCAAUCAGCUCGUGAUGCUCGUUAUGACACCGAUGACAGUGAUGACUUUAACCCACCCUUUGAAGUAGCUAUAAUGGCCAGUCGCCACAAUGUUAUGCGUUGGUCCAGAUACUUGAUGAAAAGAAUGUUAGGGCUAGAGAAGAGAACAUCAUUGUUUUUAAGAGACAGAAUUUCGCCCUCAUCAUUAUCAUAUGCUUGCGCUCCUGCUGUCGGUGUUGGUGCUGUUUCUGUCCCCAUGCUACACUUAAUAAUGGUGCUGCUACAGUUAAUAUCACAGGUGUUAGCCCCUCUAUUGCUGCUGCUCCUGCUGUUGGUGCUGUUUCUGUCCCUAUUACAUCUGAUACACAUGCUACAGUUACAACAAGUCUCUACAGUUAAUAAUGGUGCUGCUACAGUUAAUAACACAGGUGCUACCCCCUCUAUUGCUGCUGCUGCUGCUCCUGCUGGUGUUGGUGCUGUUUCUGUCUCCAUUACAUCUGAUACACAUGCUACAGUUAAUAAUGGUGCUGCUACAGUUAAUAACACAGGUGCUACCCCCUCUAUUGCUGCUGCUGCUGCUCCUGCUGGUGUUGGUGCUGCUGUUUCUGUCCCCAUUACAUCUGAUACACAUGCUACAGUUAAUAAUGGUGCUGCUACAGUUAAUAUCACAGGUGUUACCCCCUCUAUUGCUGCUGCUGCUGCUGGUGAUGUUGUAGAAAUCGUUGUUAAUGAUGAUAUAGCCUCACCAUGUUCAUCUAUCACUGCUAAUACCUCGAUGGGUAUUACACCUGCUGAUGCGGCGGUUGCUGCAGAUGAUGCUAUUGCUGAUGGUGUGGUGGUGCAUGAUCGUGAGGGGUCUGUUGAACAUGGUACUGCCCCUGUCAGUUCUGUGAGUGACUCUGUGGUCUGUCAACACGGUGCAGGAAAUCAGGUAGAAGGAACACCUGACGGUCCAUCUACCAGUGCACGCGCUGCACCGAUGCAUACCCGUGACAUACCUAGAUUCAAUAGCAUCGAAUUUCGCCAGAGGGUCGAUUUCAGGGAUGUUUGUCUCGAUAAUAUAACCCAGGCGAUUGACGUUGUUAGAGAGAGGUUGUCUGGGGUGAUUGGUGCUGCAUUAGAGGUAGUGUUUUAAAUGUGGUGUUGAGAGGACCAUCUCUAGCCAGCGAUGUGCAGGCUGUUUUAAGCUCUGACAAUGCGUAUAACGUUGACGAGUUUUUGGAGGUGAUCUCUCAAGUUGUGCAGAGUAAUGACAUGUCGCUGACAGAUGAUGAUCUGGAGCUGGUUGUGAGCGUGGCCCGUAAUAGUAGUGGUGGUUCUAGACUGCGGCUAGGAAACGUCCCUUAUGAUGAAAUUUUAUCUAAGAAAGAACGGCAUCUGUAUAACCCCGAAAAUGACGGGUCUCAGAACAAUCUUUGUUUCUCUCUCUGUCUAGCCCAUUUUGUUAAUAAAACGUUGUCACCCGCUGAUAAAAUGAAGUAUGCUAAACAACUUCAUAACGCCGUGGGAUUUUAUGAAACACACAAGGUAUCUCUGUCUGAUAUCACUAAAUUUGAAAAUCAUUUAAACAUAAAAAUAGUAGUAUUCCAUCAUAGUCCGGGGCGUAAAAACCUCCAAUGUUAUAAAACCCACGACGCAGCACACGCCACCACUGUGUGGAUGUACCUGCACAAUGAGCAUUAUUACCUGAUUUUAAAUAAAUGUGGUUUCUUUGGCGGUGCCUAUGUGUGUGACUACUGUUACGCUUCAUACGCAGAGGCGUUUAAGCAUGUGUGUAAAUACCUCUGCAACGUGUGUUAUACACAGUGUCACAUGCAUAGAGGGGCUAGUGUAAAAUGUGCAGACUGUAAACGCAUCUGCAACUCCAUACAGUGCUAUAAUCAGCAUAAACACGCUCACUCUAAACAUGGCGCACCCCCGUGUGACAAAGUGAAAUAUUGCGAAGAGUGUGGCAAAACAUAUAAUGUGAGAAGAAACCAACAUAAAUGCACACUACCAAAGUGUACACACUGCGGUGAGACCCUAAAUGACAGUGAUGUGGCACACGAUUGUUUUAUCCAACCACUGAAAAAACCAACCCUACACACCAAAUACAUAUUUUUUGAUUUUGAGACACGUUACCACGAGGGCAAGCACGAAGCAAACUAUGUGUGUGCUAUGGACACGGAGGGAAACAAAUUCUGUUUUAACACCGUGAAAUGUGUUGACGCGUUUGUUAAACAGUACCGUCAGCCAAAAUAUAAGGGGUACACAUUUAUUGCCCACAAUGCCUCUGGGUUUGACAAUUACAUACUGCUGGAAUACUUUGUGCAACAGGGGAUCCCUCCCACUGUAACCAUGCGUGGCAGUAGGGUCAUUCUGAUGUAUGACAAGGCAUUCCAGCAACGCUGGAUCGAUUCAUUCAGCUUUCUACCCAUGCGUUUAUCCAGAACACCGGCUGCCAUGGGUUUUGAGGACCUGGAGAAGGGGUAUUUCCCGCACAAGUUCAACACCCCACCGAACGAAUACUAUGUGGGUAAAUACCCCGACCCCUCUUAUUACGGCUACGACAGCAUGUCUGACAGCGAUAAGCAGAGGUUCAUGGCUUGGUACGACUCUGUCCGUGAGAAAACAUUUGAUUUUCAGACAGAAAUCCAGCACUACUGCAGUAACGAUGUGGAAGUGCUUCGCAAGGCCUGUCUCAUUUAUCGUGAGACAUUUAUCAGCUGCACAGACCUCGACCCGUUUGCGUUUACGACACUGCCCUCAAGCUGCAUGGGCGUUUUCAAAACACGUUUUCUGCCCAAAGACACCCUCGUCCUCACAUAUGAAGGCGCAUACACGCGGCAGAAUAAAACCUAUUCUGAUGUGUCUAUGCAGUGGCUGGAAUUCAUGGCCAAGGCAGAAGGCUCUGAGAUUAGACAUGCUUUGAACCACGGUGAGCAGCGAUUUGGGGAUUUUAUUGUGGACGGUUAUAACAGAGCCACAAACACUUGCUACGAGUUUGCAGGAUGUUUUUUUCACGGGUGUGUCAGGUGUCACGUCCAGACCGAGGUGAAUCCUGUCACCAAAAAAACCUACGGCAGUCAGUACCACUCAUUCUGUGAAAAAAUAUCAACACUGAAAAGUGUGCAUGGUGUGCGUGUGGUGGUGAUGUGGGAGUGUGAGUGGGAAGCGCUGAAACUUUCAGACCCAUCUGUUCAGGCGCACCUCAUCACAUACAAGCCAAAAGAACGCCUUGACCCACGACAAGCCCUCUUUGGAGGACGUACAAACGCCAUCAAACUGUACCACGAGACUGAUAACACAGAUGAGAAAAUCGGGUACUAUGAUUUCACAAGCUUGUACCCCACUGUACAGGCAAAAAAACAAUACCCGGUUGGACACCCUCAAAUUAUCCACCGAGAUUUUGCCCCGUUAGAAAAUUAUUUUGGCUUUGUAAAGUGUACAGUGCUUCCCCCCAGAGGUCUGUAUCACCCUGUACUGCCCUACAGAUGUCACAAAAGGCUUAUGUUUCCUUUGUGUGGCAGAUGUGCUGAGGAGUUAAACCAGACCACUGCUUGCCUGCAUACUGACGCCGAGCGUCGUCUGUCAGGUGUGUGGGUCUCAUUUGAGCUCCAGAAAGCUGUCCAGAAGGGGUACCAGAUUGUUUGCAUUGAUGAAGUGUGGCAUUUCCCAAACAAGACAGACACUUUGUUCACGGAAUAUGUCAAGACAUUUUUGAAGUGCAAGCAAGAGGCGUCAGGCUACCCCAGACAUGUCAUUACCCCAGCAGAAAAAGCGCAGUAUAUACAGGACUACCAUGAAAAGGAGGGGAUUUUGCUCGAUGCUGACAAAAUCUGUGUCAACAAGGCAGUCAGGAAUUGUAAUAAGCUUCUCCUGAAUUCUUUGUGGGGUAGAUUCAGCAUGCGGAGUAACAUGCCCUCCUGCGAGUUAAUCACAGAACCGGAGAGAUUCACCCAGCUCAUGUUCAGCGACCAAUAUGACGUGCGACAGUUUGGAUUUAUAUCCGAUGACGUGGCUAUUGUCCAGUGGCGUCACGCAGAUGGCAGGGCGUCUCGAGUGAGUGAUGUGAAUGUGUUUAUAGGGGCUAUGACCACUGCCUAUGCGCGACUGAUGCUGUAUGACCUGUUAGACAGGCUACAGGAGCGUGUGCUCUACUGUGACACAGAUAGCGUCAUUUUCACGUCCGGUCCGGGUGAUUGGGUUCCGCCGCUAGGCCCAUACUUGGGUGACUUAACGGAUGAGAUCAAUGACGGUGAUGUGUGUGGGCUCCCAGAGGAAGAUUUCAUCACAGAGUUUGUUUCUGGGGGUCCAAAGUGUUACGCCUACUGCACAAAGCGUGGUAAAACACAGGUUAAAUGCAAGGGUGUCACACUUAACGUCAAAAAUGCGGCGGUGGUUACUCACGAGUCACUGAAGGGGUUGGUCCAGUCUUUUCUGACCAAUCAGAACCAGCAGCAGCAGCAUGUGAUCACAGAGGUGGAAACCGUCAGACGCGAUAAAAAGAAGUUUCACCUCAAAAAUGACACAGUACACAAAAAAGUCAAGGUAGUGUACAACAAGCGCCGAGUCAUGCCAGACUACACCACGCUACCUUAUGGCUACUAACACCUCUUUUGACCCGAGACUGCAGCAUCCGUUUAGUUUGGUGGUGAGUGGUCCAUCGAAUUGCGGAAAGACAUAUUUUGUCAAGGGGCUUAUUGAAAAUGCAUCUACAAUUAUUUCACAAAACAUUGAUAAUUUGGUGUAUGUAUACUCAUGCUGGUAGCCUUUAUACGACCAACUCCUUAAAUUAAGAGACAUCAACUUUGUUAAAGGGUUACCUGAUUCCCUGUGUGACGACGAGUUAUUACCCCCGGACAAGACUAAUCUACUCGUCAUAGACGAUUUAAUGAAUGACGCCAGUAACGAUAUAGAAGUUCAGAAUGUAUUCACCAAAUAUGUCCACCAUAGAAAUCUCAGUUGUAUAUAUCUGGUUCAAAAUUUGUUUAUACAAGGCAAGGCUAGCAGAACCAUAAGUUUAAACACAAACUACCUUGUCUUGUUCAAAAACCCUAGGGAUAAAUAUCAAGUUACACUUCUGGGCAAACAGAUGUUUCCUGGAAACAGUAAAUAUUUUUUAGAGGCGUUUAACGAUGCCACUAGUUCUGCAUACGGGUAUCUCCUCAUCGACUAUAAAGCUGCCACUCCAGACCACUUGAGGCUCAGAACCGCUUUGUUAUCAAAUCAACACGUUGUUUAUAUGCCUAAAAAAUCAAAGGGCUAAAUAAUGUCGUCACGCGUGCAGAGACAUCUACCCAUGAUGGAGAUGUUAUAUAAAGCAACGCCUGGUGUGAGAAGGGUCAUUGUGUGUGGCUCUGGUGCGGACUUUAUCGAUGCACUCUGCGAAAUAGCUUUAAAUGUGUUGAGGGGUGACAUCCCUUUGACAGAAAAACAGUACGCACAGUUAAAGAAGAAGAGAAGCAUCAUCAGACUGGUUGCUGACAAAAAGGUUAAACAUUUAAAAAAGAAAAAGGCGAUUAAGCAGAGCGGCGGGUUUUUAUUACCACUACUUGGAGCAGCUAUACCAUUUAUUACAAGUCUGAUAAGCAGAGGUUAAGAAUAUGGAGCAUGCGCAGAAGAUGUUUUUGGUUCCCCAGCACCAGCUUGACAUGUUAAAACACCAACAGCACCACCCGCAGUAUCAGGACCAAAACACUGCAAGCAUAAGACAGGUAGUACAAAGUGACCUCGACCGAGCCAUGUCUGACAUAUUGAAACUGCCGGACACAGACGUAUAUGAAAAGGCCAAAAAAUACUCUCAAGUACUGCAGCGUUAUUUGGCAUUGGUGAGACAGGGUGAGCGGGAAAAAAGUGUCCUGACCCUGUCAUUGCCCGACACAGAAAUUAAGCCUGACGACACCAAACCUGACGAGGAUGAUGGGUAUAAAAAUGAUAAGGUUUUAGAGGGUGUGUUAAAACACAUGCCCAAAAGAAGCCGGAGAAAUGCAGAAUACAUCCUAGAUGCCAUUAGGCAGUCAAAGCAUGUUUUAUCCUGGACAGACAACGCUGAAAUUGUUGUUAAUGGUCGUACCCUGCACAGUACUCAUUUGUAUGACCUGGUGAAAAGUGUCACGGCGCAACAUAAUAUUUCGGACAUUUCUAGACCACACGGGUGGGACGUGUUCCUAAAAACCCUAGCCCAUUUAAACAUACCUUUAAUGGCCAUCCCUAACAAAAACGUGCGUGAGGGUAUAGCUGAGUAUAAAGGCAAGGGGAAAAGAAAAUCUGUAACAGACUCACAGGGGUACUUUGACACCGCACUAAGGACACCUGCUUCAAAACGUUCACUACCUCGCAGACUAACCACUUCACAGUGGGAGUAUUUUUAAUAAAAGUGUGUGGGUGUGAAAUUUGUUACAAAAUGUUCUGAUUUCUUUCUUUCUUUUUAAAUAUUUUGUAUUUUUUCGUUAUUAAAUUUCUUGAUUACUUGAAUGUUUUCUACAAAUGUGUUUGACUACUUGAAUGUUUUCUACAACUGUGAUUAUUGACUACUUGAAUGUUUUCUACAAAUGUGUUUUUUGACUACUUGAAUGUUUUCUACAAAUGUGUUUAUUGACUACUUGAAUGUUUCUACAACUGUGAUUAUUGACUACUUGAAUGUUUUCUACAAAUGUGUUUUUUUGACUACUUGAAUG
This is a messenger RNA of Acanthochromis polyacanthus (spiny chromis), 9921 nucleotides long. RefSeq lists its product as uncharacterized. The record is from RefSeq and is a predicted model, not a curated record. Gene Ontology annotation, biological process: DNA replication. The transcript is spliced from 5 exons. Gene Ontology annotation, molecular function: nucleotide binding; DNA binding; DNA-directed DNA polymerase activity. NCBI's taxonomy places the organism in Eukaryota, Metazoa, Chordata, Actinopteri, Pomacentridae. The coding region runs from base 1749 to 3212 and encodes 487 amino acids.